This is a messenger RNA of Diorhabda sublineata, 2061 nucleotides long. RefSeq names its product substance-K receptor. The record is from RefSeq and is a predicted model, not a curated record. Gene Ontology annotation, biological process: G protein-coupled receptor signaling pathway. Lineage: Eukaryota; Metazoa; Arthropoda; Insecta; Coleoptera; Chrysomelidae. The transcript is spliced from 4 exons. Gene Ontology annotation, cellular component: membrane. Gene Ontology annotation, molecular function: G protein-coupled receptor activity; peptide binding. The coding region runs from base 156 to 1196 and encodes 346 amino acids.
AGUUUCUACCGGGUAACAUUGGAGGUUGGAGCUUCAUUCGCUUUGCUCUCAAGUAUUCUCGUUCAAAUUUCGAAAAAUUGGACAACAUGAAUUAAAUAUACUCCAAUUCAUUUUAUUUGUCAAAAAAGUGCUUGAAAUUUGUUUCUUUGUUCAAAAUGGAUAUUUUUGUUACAAUUUACGGUUGUUUAUUUUUAAUUGGAGUCGUUGGUAAUGGAACGUUGGCGGUUACUCUCUGGUGGGGUCGUGGGUCGAAAAGUCCACUAUUACUGGGACUUAUCAUAGCUGAUUUUUUUGUAUGCUGCCUUAGUGGACCUAUCACAGCGGCUUUGUAUACUAUUCCGUCAGAUUCACCAGUAUGGUUGAUCAUUGCUCAAUUCAUGCAGUCUUUUCCAGUCUCAGCCAGUACCCUUUCUAUGAUGGUAAUAUCAGUAGACCGUUUUUUCACAGUAAAAAACUAUCGACCCAUUGGACAAGUAGCGACGCGUCGUCAAGUUUUGAGCAUAACUGUAGCUGCUACAUGGCUUUCGGCAGCAGCUCUUUCAUCAUUCCAAAUCAUAUCAAGAUACAAACAUCCCUGGAAGAAAGGUCUCAUGAUCAGUAGAAUAACAAUGGUUCAUAUCAUACCAGCAUGCACAGUAAUGAUGAGUCAUCUAGGAGUACACGCUAAACUUACCGCAUUGUCCUUAACUGCUAGAGCUAAACAUGGGGAAUUGCCGUUGCCAAUACCCUUAAUGAGACGGCCUACCCAUGUUAUUAUCGUUGCUGGAAUGCCCAAGGGAAGAAAGCAAAUGAGUAUUCCGAACGCCCAAGAUACUAUCGAGGAAACACCACCUCCAACUUCAACUUUACGCAGUCGUAGACGCCUCGCUAAUUGUUUACUUUGUUUAUCUCUAUUCUUUAUUUUGUGUUGGUUUCCAUAUGUGAUCACUCAAUUUUGCGAUGAAUUUAUGCAAAAUGCUACACCGGAAUAUAUUCAACAGAUGACCCUUUUCUUUGGUCACAUGCAUUCUGCUAUAGGCCCUAUUCUAUACUGGAGUAUGAAUCACAAAUGGCCUAAGGGACCUUGUAGUAGAAUACGUCGUCUAACAAUCUAUAGAAGCGCUUCUUCAACAAAUGAAGCAGCACUUGGGCCUUUUAAUCCUCGUUUGGUCCGUCCUCCUCCCUACAGACGCAGAUCUUCUCAUUAUCUCUAUUAACUCUGUGAUCUUCAUAGCCUAACUGAGCAACUUACUCAGGAAGUGCAAUAUCUGUUUUACUAUAUCCCAAGCCCAACAACUACCUUUUAUAAAAGAAAAUCUAAAAUCUUCAAAUGGAAAAAAUCAGAAUUUGUAAAUAUGUGAUAGAACAAGGCUGAAUAGGACAUUUAUAAUGUUGACAUUUUUUUCUUCUCUUCGUCUUUCUGAAUUUUCUCAAAUUCUUUAGAACUAUCUACGAAUUGGAUAUCACUAGUUAUAACCGUUAAACGUUUUUAAAUAUUACAGUGAAGAAAAACUAUCAAUGGAAGUGUUAUAUAUGUUUGAUGUUGCCUCAAACUAACUUUUCUCGAGUUUGAGCCUAUUCAGAAUAAAUCUUGUCAUAUAAAUUGAAUUAUUUCAUUACAUGGAAUGAAUUUAUCAGUUAAGAAGAUUGAGAAGACCAUUUUUAAUGAUAAUCUACCAAAAUUGCACCUUCAACUUCCCAAAUAGCUUAACAGCUGCAUUUUUUUCGGCAAUAAUCCCGAUGUUUCCACUCUUCACUCGAGAUUUUGGUAUAUCUACAUAGUGAAAGAUCCAUGACUUAUCCAUUGUUAAGACACUACAACAGGUUUAAACUUGUGAGUUUCUUGCGUUAUGAUAUAAAAUUGUUUUGAUUUAUGAACUGUUCGGGGGCGGAAAAAGGAAGCAGCUCUAUUUCAAAUUAAUAUUAACAAAUUUAUUCAUCUUGUUUCAGGAGUUAUGGAACAUAUUUUCUCAUGGAGAUAACUUUGUUUUAUUUAUUUUUGUAUUACCGAUGGUAAAUAAGCUAAAUAUUGCUAUGUAAAAUCAACACUAUAUACUGACAAUAAAUGUUAUGAAAUGUGAA